This is a messenger RNA of Rhinolophus ferrumequinum (greater horseshoe bat), 5993 nucleotides long. It is a transcript of the gene RO60, whose product is annotated as Ro60, Y RNA binding protein. NCBI's taxonomy places the organism in Eukaryota, Metazoa, Chordata, Mammalia, Chiroptera, Rhinolophidae. Gene Ontology annotation, cellular component: ribonucleoprotein complex. The coding region runs from base 191 to 1807 and encodes 538 amino acids. The record is from RefSeq and is a predicted model, not a curated record. The transcript is spliced from 9 exons. Gene Ontology annotation, molecular function: RNA binding.
GGAGCGACGGCGGGCCCAGACGAAAGGGGCGGGGCUCAUUCCCGCGAACCGAACCUGGCGGUCCCGGAGGUGGAGUCGAAGCAGUCCGUUCUUCCUCUUGUGGUUUCCCGGCGCUGCGCAGGGCUGCACCCCGUGGCGCUGCGGGUCGGAGGAUCGGCGGCCAAGCGCAGGUUGCCUGAAAGACAGAAAAAUGGGGGACUCCGUAAACCAAAUGCGCCCACUGAAUGAGAAGCAGAUAGCCAAUUCUGAGGGUGGAUAUGUGUGGCAGGUCACCGACAUGAAUCGCCUGCACCGCUUCCUAUGCUUUGGUUCUGAAGGUGGGACUUACUAUAUCAAAGAGCAGAAGUUGGGCCUUGAGAAUGCCGAAGCUCUAAUUAGGUUGAUUGAAGAUGGCAGAGGAUGCGAAGUGAUCCAGGAGAUAAAGUCAUUCAGUCAGGAAGGCAGAGCUGCCAAGCAGGAGCCCCUGCUGUUCGCACUGGCCAUCUGUUCCCAGUGCUCCGACAUCAGCACGAAGCAAGCAGCGUUUAAAGCCAUGGCUGAAGUUUGUCGCAUUCCUACACACCUCUUUACUUUCAUCCAAUUUAAGAAAGAUCUGAAGGAAAGCAUGAAAUGUGGCAUGUGGGGCCGUGCCCUCCGCAAGGCUGUAGCAGACUGGUACAAUGAAAAAAGCGGCAUGGCCCUCGCUCUGGCAGUUACAAAAUAUAAGCAAAGAAAUGGCUGGUCUCACAAAGAUCUGUUAAGAUUGUCACAUCUUAAACCCUCCAGUGAAGGACUUGCUAUUGUGACCAAAUAUAUUACAAAGGGCUGGAAAGAGGUCCAUGAAUUAUAUAAAGAAAAAGCACUUUCUGUGGAGACUGAAAAAUUACUAAAGUAUCUGGAGGCUGUAGAGAAAGUGAAGCGCACACGAGAUGAACUGGAAGUCAUCCACCUAAUAGAAGAGCACAGAUUGGUGAGGGAACAUCUUCUAACAAAUCACUUGAAGUCUAAAGAGGUAUGGAAGGCUUUGUUACAAGAAAUGCCUCUUACUGCAUUGCUAAGGAAUCUAGGAAAGAUGACGGCGAAUUCAGUGCUUGAACCAGGCAAUUCAGAAGUAUCUUUAGUAUGUGAAAAACUGUGUAAUGAUAAACUGUUGAAAAAGGCUCGUAUACAUCCAUUUCAUGUUUUAAAUGCAUUAGAAACUUACAAAACAGGUCAUGGGCUCAGAGGAAAACUAAAGUGGCGCCCUAAUGAAGAAAUUUUGAAAGCUUUGGAUGCUGCUUUUUACAAAACAUUUAAGACAAUUGAGCCAACUGGGAAGCGUUUCUUGCUGGCUGUUGAUGUCAGUGCUUCGAUGAACCAAAGAGUUUUGGGCAGCGUCCUCAAUGCCAGCACAGUUGCCGCAGCAAUGUGUAUGGUUGUCACACGGACCGAAAAAGAUUCUCAUGUAGUUGCUUUUUCAGAUGAAAUGGUACCGUGUCCAGUAACUACAGAUAUGACUUUACAACAGGUCUUAAUGGCUAUGGUUCAGAUCCCGGCGGGUGGAACUGAUUGCUCUGUUCCUAUAACCUGGGCUCUGAGGACAGACACCGCUGCUGAUGUUUUCAUUGUACUCACGGACAACGAGACCUUCGCCGGGAGCGUGCAUCCUGCUGUGGCUCUGAGGCAGUACCGCGAGAAAAUGGAUAUCCCAGCUAAAUUGAUUGUUUGUGGAAUGACGUCAAAUGGUUUCACCAUUGCAGAUCCAGAUGACAGAGGCAUGUUGGAUAUGUGUGGCUUUGAUACCGGAGCUCUGGAUGUAAUUCGAAAUUUCACAUUAGAUAUGAUUUAAAGCACCACCAUGAUCUGAGAGGUCCCUUGCCAUUAGUGAUCUCAUUAAAAAUAUGCAGCUACUUCCCAGCUAAGCUUAACCCAGUGAAAGAGGAUAAGACGAUGGCAUAGUAUGUGCAUAGUGGAAAGUUACCUUACCAAAAAAAAAGAAAAGAAGAUAAGCCCAAAGUUCUUUCUGUCUACUAACCUAGCUCCUGGGAAAUAGCUUUAGAAUACACUGUAGCUCCAUGUAAUAGAGAACUUCCUGUUGAUAGACACUGUAAAAUAGUCUAACAGUUUUGCUUUGGUGAAUAAUCACAUUUGUACUUAAAAGAAGUAAGAGCCAAAAGUGUAAGUAAUUCCAUAUCAUGUCACUUGUUUGAGAAGUGCUUACAGUUUUCUUAAACAUUUUCAUUGGGAAAGGGAUAACUUCGAUAAUGUCCACAUACUCUGAAAUGCACUGGACCAUGUAACUGUGAUGGAAUAUGAAACUCAUCUGUAAACUUUUAUACUGGGGGGUAAAACACAGAAACUAAGACAUUUGCUUAAAUUCUGAAUGAGUUUUUACAAAUUCCUGUAAGACUUUUCUAAGGUCACAUAAAUAGCAGCUUUCUUAUUCAGUACAAAAGAAACUGUUUCUUGUGUUUUAUUUACACUUGUACAAUUGUUACCAUUAACCAGAAACAUAAUGGAAACUCCUGAAAAGGGACUCUAAUGUGAGUGUCCGCAGAGGAAGUCUCUGGUUUGCUUUUUUUGUUUGUUUUGGUGUAUUUUAUUGCUGUGAGUUAGGAGCAUGACUUGACAGUUUCCUCAGAAUUAUAGCAAGAGAGCCACAUGUAGUCACUUUCUUUUUUUCAUACUCUUAAAUGAAGACAACAUAAAAUGUUUCAAGCGUUUAAUUCCCCCACUCAUAAUCUGAAAAUGUGACAGUUAAAAUCUCAACUAUAACCUUAAGUUGAGCUUUUUCUUUACUUUAAAAUGAAUAUUGUUCUAAUUACUUUUAACUAUUUUUUUAGCCAACUGUAAAUGGGUUUUAGAUAUUUUCUAAUUGUAACAUGUCAGUGGCCUAGUUCUUUGUCCCUUAUUGGCAAAACAUUGUUUUUUUUGACAGAGUGAAAAAAAAUAAUAAAAAAACGAACUAGGUCUUUGAAAGGCAAUUUUUGAGUAAGGAAUUACCACUAACCAGUCUGUAAGAAAGUAUUUUUUUUCUAUUUUAUUUGUAUUAUUAAACGUCUUUUCAUUACACUGAAGUGCAUUAUUUUCUUGAGCAGAUGCCCCUUUGUGGGAGGUUUAACCUGUUGAAAUGCCAAUAUCUUUGCUUAUAAUUAUAUCAUGGUUGUCUAAGCUUACACAUAAAACUUCAAAUUUUAUGUAUUGUUCUUUAAAUAUUAAUUAAGAAUUUACUGGGGAUUUAUAAAUCCGUACUUACUUAUUUGAAAAGGCAAACUAGUAAAUGUAAAUUACAGCCUUUUACGUGCUUGGGGUUUAGAGGUUUUGUUUUGCGCAGAAGGGGGACUUUAGUAAUCUUAGAAUUUGUGUAGGUAAUGUCUUCUCUUUUGUGGGAAAUUUGGGCUCUGGGAGUGACAAGAAAAUCUUCCUUUCAAACUUAUUUGACAUGUUAAGGUAGCUCUGAUGUAUAGCCUUCAAGGCAACUGGUAGCAAUUUGUAAAUGUUGUGUUUCACCUCGGAUUGUUUUGGUCAGCAAAGCUAACAGCAACAUUUCCUACCCCCACCAACCCCCCAAAGAAUACAUUGCUUCUGAUGUCAUUUUGUUUUUUUAACUAUCAAACAUCGGAUUUAAUGUGUUAGCUACAAUUUUUUUUUUUUACGUAUUAGUUACUCUUGACACAUUAAAAUACUAUGUUCAGAUUGAAUUUAAUGUUUAAAGAACAUAAUAGAAUUGUGUACUAGUUAUUGAAUUCUUUAAGUUAAAUACAAGAUCUUAAUUGAAAAUUAUAAAAUGAUCUAACUUUUUACUCUUAAUUGAAAUUAAGUGAAAUAUAGUAUAUAUUUCAGUUAUGUACUGUUUUUAUAGUGUUUUUAGACAGAUAUUCUUGAGCGAAUAUUAAAUCCGUCGAAGUAAGAUUAGAUGUAACCUUUCUGAAGAAUUUAGGUGGGUCAAAUGGAUUAGGGUAAGAUUUAAGAAAGGAGGAAAAAAACUAAACGAACCACCACAGAAGGUAUCCUGGAAUCUUAGAGCUGGAAGAAACCUUAGAAAUUUAAAAGGUGAUUUUUUUUUUUUUUUUAAUUUGGGUUAGGGAUCCGAGGUCCGAGAGUGUGGCUUUGGAGCGCUAGAUCUAGAAAUCGUGGUCUCUUCAUUCCCAUUGCAAUACCCAUGUAGCCACUAAAUGGGGAAGACAUUGACUCACAAGAGUAGGGAAUAAACUAGAAUUAUUCAAAACUUUUAUCUCUUAGGUAUUAGGAAUUAACGUAUAUACCUGAUGGCUUUAGGAGCAGAAAAACAUAGAAAUUGUAAAUAUGUAUACUUUUGUAGUUCAUAGUAAUCCUCAAGCACAAGGUCUUAACCCGUGUUGCUAUAUAACAUAGUCCUAUAGAAAAAUUAAAAAACUUGACCUCAGUAUGAAUAAAAUGUACUCAAGUGAUAAAGAAGUUUUAUUUUCUGAAUUAACUUUUAGGAUUACUGCUGCGUUAGUAUUUAGGGAAAUGUUGCUUUAAAAACACAAUCUUAAGAAAAAUAAACUGUAUUUCCUAGAAAAUAUGUAAAUAUUUUCAGGAUAUAGUUGUAAUUAGAAAAAAAAGAAAAAGAAAAAAACUGCUACCCUUCCUUGUUAGUUGAAAUUUCUUACUAAUUAACACUGUUAUAUAUUAUUUAGUUUAGUAACUGUUUUCUGGGAAUAUUAGUGAGGAAGAUGCUAGUAAAUGGAAUUUAGUGUUAGCUUUCUGGAAUCUCUUGGUUUAUCUAAUUUACUGUGUAACAGUAGACAACCAGUUCACCCUAUGUGAUUCAGUUUUGCUAUCUUUUCAAAGUAACAUACCUGAUGCUUGGAUCAUGGAAGAAUCAGUAAUUCAGUAUCUGUAUAAAAGUGCAAAUUGGGAGGCGGGCUUGCAAUACAAAUUAGAACUGUUUUUUUAAUUAAAAACAUUCUUAAUAGGAUGUGUGUUUUGAAAGACAAAAUGUUUUAGGGAAACAGCACAAUAGGGUCAAUAAUUUUUUUUAAACACUCCUGAGUGGAAAAAUGUGGAAGAAAAUUUUUCACAAUAAAGGUGAGUAUUGACUAAAGUCACUAUUCUCUGUUCAAGAGAAAGAAGGAAUAUACUCCACAUCCCCUUAGGUGAUCCUGGAAAAACAAACUCAUACUCUAACUGAGGAGAUGCUAUUAACAUUCGUUUAAUCUUUUAAAAUAACAGGUAAAUUGCAAAUGAUAGAAUUUUAUCAGGCUUUUUUUCUCAUUUUCUGAGAUUUUGCAAAAACAAUAUAAAAUUAUUUUGGAAAUUUAAGGCAGAGUUCCUGAAUAAAUUUGAGGAUCUGACCAGUGAGAAACCUCUUUGAAAGCACAAUAAAGCUAAAUCUAAACAAUAAUUAAAGGGAAAUUGUUAUGAUUGUUGAUCGGACCUAUUUUAUUUGACCUAAAGAUACUGCACCCACAAGUACAAACUUCUUGAUAAGGGAUGCCCUUAUAGUAAGUGAUCAAAAAUGAGAAAUUCUACACUUGUAUACCACAGGUUUGGGGUGACUUGUUAAGGCAGUAUCCUCUCUAGAGAAAUGUCAUACAGCCUCAAUGUAAACAGCACAAGGAAGAAUUAGAAAAUCAAAAAGGAGAGCGAAGCUAUGAAAUCUGUUGUAUUUGCUGUAUUGAUUUUAUUCACUAUCCCAUUUGCUAACCUCUUACUUGUUGGAAGAUGACUUUAUACCUCUAUUUUUCUUUUAAAACUACUGACAUUUUUGUCUUCUGCUGCUUUUUGUAGUCCUGCUCUACUAGGGUACUCAAAUGAGUGGCAGGAAAGUCACCCAUAGUUAGGUUUGGAAUGAAUCUUCUGCAGAUUGCUUUUUGUUCCAUAUAGAUUUAAGAUCAUAUUUUUUCUCAUUAAUGGGCAGGCCUCGUGGAACAAUAAUUGAAUUGACAUAUUCUCUCCCCAAAGAAAGGUAUAUUGUAUACCUUUUGUAUUAGGUGUUUGCAGAAAUUUUGAGGCCUUUGAAGAUCAGUUAUUCAGCCCUUGUUUGCAACUAUAGAUGCACCUAGCUCUUA